UGACAUCCAUAGACUUCUUAGUUCAAGCAUAAUUUCUCACUUUUGGGCUAUUACAUUCCAUCUCAAAAAUAGUUUAUAGCAAGAAAUUAAUUGACCAAAAAUGGAAGAAUCAAAAGUUUGCAUGAUGGGAAACAAUCGAGGAACAAAAUGGAGUCUCCAAGGCACCACAACUCUUGUUACUGGUGGCUCUAAAGGCAUUGGGUUUGCAAUCGUGGAAGAAUUGGCAGGUCAUGGAGCAACUGUAUAUACAUGUUCACGUAAUGAAAAGGAACUACAAGAAUCUCUUGAAAUUUGGAGAAAAAAAGGACUUAAAGUUGAAGGUUCUGUUUGUGAUUUAUUAUCUCGUACAGAACGUGAGAAACUUAUGCAGACUGCUGCAAAUGUAUUUGAUGGAAAACUCAAUAUUCUGGUAAAUAAUGCAGGGGUGGUGAGACAUAAGGAAGCUAAAGAUUUCACAGAAGAAGAUUACAACAUAAUUAUGGGAACUAAUUUUGAAGCUGCUUAUCAUUUAUCUCAAAUUGCUUAUCCAUUAUUGAAGGCUUCUCAAAAUGGAAAUGUUAUUUUUCUCUCUUCAAUUGUUGGAUUUUCAGCAUUGCCCUCUACUUCUCUUUAUUCUGCUUCCAAAGGUGCAAUAAAUCAAAUGACGAAGAACUUGGCAUGUGAAUGGGCCAAAAAAAAUAUUCGUGUCAAUUCAGUAGCUCCGGGAGUUAUUUUAACCCCAGGCAUUGCAACAGCAAUGAAGAAAAGUCCUCAACUAAAGGAGGAAAAUGGUUGUGUGGUGAAGACUCCAAUGGGCCGGGCCGGAAAGCCCGAAGAAGUGGCUGCGUUGAUAGCUUUUCUUUGUUUCCCUGCUGCUUAUAUUACGGGCCAAAUCAUAUAUGCCGAUGGUGGAUUUACUGCUAAUGGUGGAUUUUAGAUAUUUACAAAUUAAGUAACUAAGUUUUUGUUUCCAAAAUAAAAAUUGUUAUUUGUACUUUAACAGUUAUCUGUAAUUUGGAUAUGUUAUCAGUUCAUUAUGCUUUGAACAAUUUCAAUGUA
Molecule: messenger RNA, 1038 nt
Organism: Capsicum annuum
Lineage: Eukaryota; Viridiplantae; Streptophyta; Magnoliopsida; Solanales; Solanaceae
Product: tropinone reductase 1
Molecular function (GO): oxidoreductase activity
Source: RefSeq, a predicted model, not a curated record